Girardinichthys multiradiatus is the source of this 3755-nucleotide messenger RNA. RefSeq names its product fibrous sheath CABYR-binding protein. The record is from RefSeq and is a predicted model, not a curated record. Bases 118 to 2838 code for a protein of 906 amino acids. The transcript has 10 exons. NCBI's taxonomy places the organism in Eukaryota, Metazoa, Chordata, Actinopteri, Cyprinodontiformes, Goodeidae.
UCACCAUCAGAGCACAUUAAUAAGACACAAGAGCAACUGCCGGUGAAAAGCACAGAUGUAGAAAACAAGGAGGUGAAGGUAGAAGCACCAACUACCAAGCCUAAUGUGGAACAAAACAUGGUGCCGGUUAAGGUAUCUGCAGAUGUCAAUAGGAAAGAACAAAUCCAACCUGUUGUUUCAGCAAACCAAAACACUGAAGCAGACAAUACAAGAGAUAUGAAACUCCAGUCACCAUCAGAGCAGAUUAAUAAGACACAAGAGCAACUGCCGGUGAAAAGCACAGAUGUAGAAAACAAGGAGGUGAAGGUAGAAGCACCAACUAGCAAGCCUAAUGUGGAACAAAACAUGGUGCCGGUUAAGGUAUCUGCAGAUGUUGAUAGGAAAGACCAAAUCCAACCUGUUGUUUCAGCAAACCAAAACACUGAAGCAGACAAUACCACAAGAGAUACAAAACUCCAGUCACCAUCAGAGCAGAUUAAUAAGACACAAGAGCAACUGCCGGUGAAAAGCACAGAUGUAGAAAACAAGGAGGUGAAGGUAGAAGCACCAACUAGCAAGCCUAAUGUGGAACAAAACAUGGUGCCGGUUAAGGUAUCUGCAGAUGUUGAUAGGAAAGACCAAAUCCAACCUGUUGUUUCAGCAAACCAAAACACUGAAGCAGACAAUACCACAAGAGAUACAAAACUCCAGUCACCAUCAGAGCAGAUUAAUAAGACACAAGAGCAACUGCCGGUGAAAAGCACAGAUGUAGAAAACAAGGAGGUGAAGGUAGAAGCACCAACUACCAAGCCUAAUGUGGAACAAAACAUGGUGCCGGUUAAGGUAUCUGCAGAUGUUGAUAGGAAAGACCAAAUCCAACCUGUUGUUUCAGCAAACCAAAACACUGAAGCAGACAAUACCACAAGAGAUACAAAACUCCAGUCACCAUCAGAGCACAUUAAUAAGACACAAGAGCAACUGCCGGUGAAAAGCACAGAUGUAGAAAACAAGGAGGUGAAGGUAGAAGCACCAACUACCAAGCCUAAUGUGGAACAAAACAUGGUGCCGGUUAAGGUAUCUGCAGAUGUCAAUAGGAAAGAACAAAUCCAACCUGUUGUUUCAGCAAACCAAAACACUGAAGCAGACAAUACAAGAGAUACGAAACUCCAGUCACCAUCAGAGCACAUUAAUAAGACACAAGAGCAACUGCCGGUGAAAAGCACAGAUGUAGAAAACAAGGAGGUGAAGGUAGAAGCACCAACUAGCAAGCCUAAUGUGGAACAAAACAUGGUGCCGGUUAAGGUAUCUGCAGAUGUCAAUAGGAAAGACCAAAUCCAACCUGUUGUUUCAGCAAACCAAAACACUGAAGCAGACAAUACCACAAGAGAUACAAAACUCCAGUCACCAUCAGAGCAGAUUAAUAAGACACAAGAGCAACUGCCGGUGAAAAGCACAGAUGAAGAAAACAAGGAGGUGAAGGUAGAAGCACCAACUAGCAAGCCUAAUGUGGAACAAAACAUGGUGCCGGUUAAGGUAUCUGCAGAUGUUGAUAGGAAAGACCAAAUCCAACCUGUUGUUUCAGCAAACCAAAACACUGAAGCAGCUGAGCCACCACCUGCCAAUAAAGCUGCAGAAGUCAAGAGAAAAAAAACUGAUACUAACCCUACAAAUGUAGAUUACCAGGUUUCCAGGGAUCUUCAAGUGAAAGUCAGUGUCACAGACACUGCAGAGGUCACUGCUACACCAGUAGUUGUACUGAAACCUCAAGAGGAAGCUUUAUUCAGAACACAGCCAGCAAACACAAGUAGUUUGGAGGAUGCAGGGGUCAAAGUAUCUGUGCAAACUACAGAUGGGAGUUCAGAGAAAGCCCUGCUAAAGGAGACACAAGAAGAAAUUGUACCCAAUCCCCUUCAGUUUAUGGUGGAGGAGUUGCCUGAGAACACUUCUUCACCAGAUGAAGAUGUUUCUUUUCAAACCAGCGUGGAUUCUGACAUACACCUUGAAUCUGUGAGCAAGUCACCAACUCAGCCUGGCAAUGAAACACCUGCAGAGGACAGUUAUGAAAAACAUCCCCUAGAACAAGAUGACAAAAAAACUGCUAAAGCUGAGGCUGAGGUGGAAACCCCCGAUGUGGAUAAUGCAACACCCAGUGAGGAGGCUCCCAGAGUUAAUAGUUUGCAACCCGUCACCUAUACUCUGCCUGAGCCACAUGCUGCUGAAGAUGUUGUCAUAGCCGUGAAGUAUGAAGUUGAUCCAGAAGAAGACACAGAAGAGCCAGUCUUAAAAAUGAAUACAGAGGAGAUUGUUGUGGCGGAAGUCCAGUCUGCUAACAAUGCUGCUGUUGAGCAAAAUGUCAAGCCAUCACUUGAAGAUGUAGUCGAUCCCAUAGAUUUGAACAUUGAAGAUGCUCUUAAACCCAUACUUGCUGCAGAUUCUGAAGAUGUUCCGAAUGGUUCAGAUUACAGAGCCAUUGAGCUGACAGAUGCACCAGAUGUAAAAACAGCCCAAAAAGAAUCUGUUCCUAAAACUGAAGAGUCACAAAAAUUUAGUCAACAGAAGCCGGAUCAGCAGCCCAUUGAUACCAAAGUUUCUGAAGAGCUUCAAAAGCCUGCAGAAGAGCUAAAAUCUUCCCAAGUUCCUAAAAUAUACAGGGGUGGAAGACCUGCCUGCUCUUACUGCAACAAAAUCAUUGAUGGGAAUAUCAAGCUCAUUCUGAGUGAACCAUCAGUGGUGUGCCAUCCAAAAUGCCUUAAGUGUGGCGUUUGUGCCAGGAUCCUCGGAGACUUACUGACCCGUAUAUACUUGCAUGAGAAUGUGAUCGAGUGUGACGUCUGCUUUGCGAGAGCGCUUAACAUAUGAAUACUGCUGGGGACAAAUACUGUAUGUCUCAAAAUCUACAGGGAAUAAUGUGCUGUCUGAGAAUUUCACCAGAAUUGCCUUUUCUCUGUACAUGGUUUUUCUCAAUGUUUUCCUUCACUGAAAUGGAGGACAUGGUGUAAUAUGCAAAUUAUGUUUGAAUAAAAUGCUUCACAAUCAGAAUAAAUUAUUUUAAUGCGACAUAUGAUUAAAAAAAUCACAAUCAAAUCCCUUAGAUCAAAGCAUUUAAUUAGCCUUAAUUACAAAUAAGCACACACAACACUGGUCAGCUGCAGAGCAGUUAUUUAAAUAUUGACCUCACUGUUGCUUAUUUUAGGUAGUCAUGAAGACAAUUCCUCCUUACAGAAGGAGAAAAAAAUGCACAGCAGAUUUAUUCGGAAGUGAGAAGCUCCAAGAGAAACUUUGGUACAUUCAGCUUCACUUGCUUUAGACUCAUGAUGCUCAUGGGCGAGCUGGGGAUAAUAAGGCAGCAGCAAAAAUCAUAUUCAAAACCAAUAUCUGCACCAGUAAACACUGAACAGGGAGCACACAGUUAUGACUUGCAAAGCAAAGCUGUCGUCGCUCUUAAUUAUUCAUGAAACCUCAUAUAUCACAAUCAGCUCCAGCAAAGCCUCACAGAGUGAAUCAAAAGAGAGAAAAUGAACAACAAAGCUAAGAGAAUCAUCUGAGAGGAGGACUUGUGGAACAGGUUGGGGCUCAUUACUGUGGAUGAAUUAUCUUCAUCUCUUUGUCUGUUGUUCAUGCAUAAAGCUGAAGAGAACGGUUUGUUAUCUGAAUAAAGAAAAAGGAUGGCUGACGAUCCAGGCUUGAAAGUUUCUGUUUCAAGAAGAAAGAACGAAAAUCUAGAGUUGCACGAGAAUCUCAUAGCCAGAUGUGUAGCACUUAGCGAAUUCCUUUUC